Molecule: messenger RNA, 1388 nt
Organism: Ficedula albicollis (Collared flycatcher)
Lineage: Eukaryota; Metazoa; Chordata; Aves; Passeriformes; Muscicapidae
Exons: 10
Coding region: 146-1144 (332 amino acids)
Biological process (GO): arachidonate secretion; lipid catabolic process; phospholipid metabolic process
Molecular function (GO): calcium ion binding; phospholipid binding
Source: RefSeq, a predicted model, not a curated record
AAACAACAGGCACAUCCUCACACCCCUCAUUGCUCCUAGUCCCUGGAGAGAGGCAGAACCCCUGCUCCUGGAUGAUGAGGAAAGAAAGAAGGUGGUUGGUAUAACAGACAAUGGUUUGGUUUCCUCCCCCAGAGCUGUCAGAAGGAUGAACUCUCUCCUCGGCCUCUCUGUGCUGCUUGUGUGGGGCUUGUCCCCAGCCCACGGGAACCUCUUGCAGCUGCACCAGAUGAUCUCAAAGGUGACAGGGAAAAAUGCUCUCCUGCAUUACGGCUUCUACGGCUGCUACUGCGGCCUGGGGGGCAAGGGGCAGCCCAAGGACGCCACAGACAGAUGUUGCCAGCUGCACGACAUUUGCUACCAAAGCCUCCAUAUGCACCACUGCGAUGCCAAGACACGGAUCUACCAGUACACCCGCCACCACGGGCGGCUGUCCUGCAGACCUGGCUCCCGGUGCUCCUACUUGUCCUGUGAGUGCGACCGCAGCCUGGCGCUGUGCCUGAGGAGAAACCUCAGCAGCUACAGCAAACACCACCGGUUCUACCCCAACAACCUGUGCUGCCGCUGGGAGCUGCGGUGUGGGGCUGGGAUUGCUCUUCAUCCCUGCUCUGACCACACCAGAGGCAGCGGGAGCGGCCCGUGCCUGGAGGGAAAAUGUGACCGCUUCAGAUGGAAAGGCGGCUGGGAGGCUGCGCUGCGCGGGGAGGGAUGCGCUGGGGCCAGAAGCGGCCCAGGUGAGAGGAAGAUGAAGGUCCUGCUGGUGCUGACGAUGCUGUUUGCCUGCAGUGUGUUCACAGCUCACGGGAAGCACCCACGUGCGUUCACACCAGGACUGGAGGGAAGCACCGUAGGAAACCUGACUGCCCAUGGAUGCUACUCGGGAUUGGGCACCUCGAGGGCUUCAGUGGAUCGGUGCUGCGUGCUCCGAGCCUGCUGCUAUGCCAAGCUGGCAGCGCGGCGCUGCCGCCCGGGACCCGUGCAGCCGCUCGCUGCGGCCCGGCCGGGGAUCCCCACCUGCAGGUCGGGCACGCGGUGCCAGCGAGGCGCCUGCAGGUGCGAGAGGGCGGCGUGGCUGUGCCGGGCUCAGCUCCGCCGGGCUCAGCUCCGCCGCCGCGCCCGCUGCCGGGGGCGAGCCGGGCGCUGCUGAACCAAAACCUCCCUCUGCAAAAGCAUCUCCGGGCUGAGCCGCGAAGGGACGGCGCCGGCAGCGCUUCCCAGCCCUGGCGAGUCUCCUCCUCGGGGCCUUUUGGCUUGGAGCGGAGGCGAGCAGCGCUCCGGUCACGGCGUGAGGAGGGGCAGCGGCGCUGCCGCGAUGCUCCAGCACAGCCGAGCAAGGCAGGAGCGGGCGCUGCCGCUCGUCCCGCUGCGGGCGGGAUGGGGGGCAUCCCCCU